Messenger RNA from Spodoptera exigua (beet armyworm), 2780 nucleotides. The record is from the annotation of a GenBank genome assembly. Lineage: Eukaryota; Metazoa; Arthropoda; Insecta; Lepidoptera; Noctuidae.
AAAUUUGCUUGUUUUCGAUUUGAUUAUUUUCGUCAAUCACGAUCCUAAUCGCGAAAAAUCUAAAAUGUAUUUUUUAAAAAUUGUGUAACAAAUACUUGUUGAAUUGACAUUGAAACCGUAAAAAUGUCUAGCGACGAGCUCCACGAGGAGAUAGUAGAAAUCGUAGAGGACGACAGUUUCAAUUUUAUUGCUGAAGAUUCGGAUUUAACAUGUACAAUUUGUCAAGCUGAAUUUUUGGACCCUGAAGAUCUUAAUAUACACAUAGAUCAGGUCCACAAGGUAAAAGGGACGAAGAAAUGUUAUUUUUGCCCCGAAAAGUAUACAGAUUUAAUGGAUUUCGCUGAACAUUUUCGAGAUAAACAUCUUGCAAAUUUGUUCUACUGCUUGUAUUGUUUACGGUCAUUUAAAGACGAAAAGGAGUAUAAAUUGCACGAUAAGAAACAUAAACGUGGUACUAAGUCGACGUACUGGUGCGCUAUGUGCAGUGAGAAGUAUGGGAGCCUCUGGGAUUUGCGCAAACAUGAUUUGAUCUAUCAUGAAGAUAAUAACGAGGGUUACUUGAUUCAAAACCUGCUUCCGUACUUGUCAGCAGUAUUAAAAGUUAAAGCAGUAACCGCGUUACUCUCUCAACAUAAGCCAACCGUGCACACUUGUAUGUGUUGCCAUUAUACGACAACGGAAUUAGAAGAUAUAAUAACACAUUCACGGAAUAAGAAAUGUAAAUGCUACGUCUGCUACAUGUGUACAAAUGUCUUUAAAGAUAAAUCUUCUUUGCAAAUGCAUUUGGAGAAAGUUUGCGAAAAGAGGAAACCGUACGGAAGGGUUGAAUGCCCAGAUUGUAAGGUUAUCUACAAUUCCUUAGUUUACUCCAAGCAUAAGAAAGUUUGUAAGAUCAUCAAGUGUUCUACUUGUGGUACGCAAUAUCCUUCAAUGUACGAGCUGUCCGAACACCAAUCUAAAGACCAUCCGUUGUCCGCAGAAUUAGCAACUUGUAAGUUUUGCUGGAAACAUUGUGUUGGGACAGUUGCGUUAGAGAAACAUAUGGAGAGAGCACAUAAACCUUACUUGCAUUUGUAUAAGUAUUUGUGCAUCUACUGUAAGACACCUUUUAAGCAUCCGCAGAAGUUGUUUGCGCAUUAUUUUACUACGCACAGAGAUUUAGAGCCUUACACUUGUACGAUUUGUUCGAAAACAUUCAGAAUACGAAAGCGAUUUACUGUUCAUAUUAAACUUCAACACAAAAGCGUUGGUUUUGUUGAGUUUGAUGAGAACUACCAUGUUUUUUUUACUGAGAAGAAGUCAGAAAAACCUUUUAUACCUAAAAGUCUGUAUGGGGAUGAGAAUGAGAAACAGACUGUGGUAGAAAACACUGAGGAUACGGACUUGACUCUAUUGAACAUGAAUUCGGAAAUAAGUAUAUCGGAAACUGAAGGCAAUCAAACUGAAACUGGCUUAUUAGUGCCCAGAAAACGUAAAAAAGGAACUCCCAAAGGUCGAAAAAAGGCCCAGGGUACUGUAACUACAUUAUCAUCGGACGAUGAACCUCAAGAAGUUUCAAAAAAGAAAACCAAAUCUUCCCGGAAUACUAUGACUACUAGUUGGAAGAAAAAACAGCAAGCGAUAAAUAAAAAGCGCUUUACUUGCACAAUCUGUAAUAAGUACUGCUAUACAUACCAAAAUUACAACCACCACAUAAGUCUUCAUUCGAAAAAUGAAUACAAAAAGUGUAUAAAGUGCUCCAAAGUGUUCCGGAGCAAGGAAAAGUUGAACAGACAUAUGAAUAAUGAACACUCAUCUUCUAAAUUAACUGAUACCCUUAAAACUAUGUUGGAGAAAAGGAAAAAGGGUGAGACUAUGUCCGACAGCUUACCGAUGUCAGAAAAAUUCAGACGGACCAUUAAAAAGGUUGAAUGCCAAGACACAGGACCUGUAGCUAACAUCAAACAAGUUGAAGACGGCCUUUCAGUGCAAAAGUUUAUUGAGAAUUUCAUGCCUGAAACAGAAAACAGAUCUGAAAGCCCUAUAGAUAACACUGUUAUAGUUAAAAUGGUUAGUGGAAUUGAAAAGGAACCGGUAAUAAAAAUGACCAAAUUUAAUUUCAAACCGCUGUCAGAAGCCACGAAGUUAGCUAUGCCAGUAAAAUUCAAAUCCAACCAAUUUGAAAGGACUUUAGCUACCGUACGUUUAGUACAAGCUGUUUCGAUGUACCAAGAAGACAAUCAGGACCACGACAGCCAGUCGUACAACGAAGAAAUUGACAGGAAUGAUUCAAUACCAGAAGUUGCAGAGGAAGUAAUGCUUGAAGGAACUGAAGAGACGCCAAAUUCAUCACAGAUACCGCAUAAAAUUGUCAUACCUAAACUCCCAACGAUGUAUAAGGACCUAAAGAUUGCUCAUUUACACCCUCAAGCACCAUAUUAUAAGAUAGUGCCAGUAAAGGAUGUUUUGAAAGCAACGGAGAAGGCCGAUGUUAAAAAGGAUACAAGCAAGAAUACUAUAAAAUUGCCCGACGGGACAAAAUUGAUAACGACGAAUCCAUUAGCCCAUUUAAUAGACAAUAAGGAGAUUGAAAAAGUUAUGGAACCCAUGAAGAAUAGGUAUUACAAAUAUAAAGAGAGGGAUUUGCCCAAAAUGUUAGUGGAAGCUUUAAGUAAUUUGGACAAACCGUUGGUGCGAAAGAAGAAGGUAAUCGGUGAUAAUUAUUCUGAAGCUAGCAACUAAAGAGCUAAAGUUAGUAACUUUAUUACGAGAUAAAGCGGCAUACGUGUGGAAGAGCUAAG